Messenger RNA from Acanthocheilonema viteae, 912 nucleotides. NCBI's taxonomy places the organism in Eukaryota, Metazoa, Nematoda, Chromadorea, Rhabditida, Onchocercidae. The record is from the annotation of a GenBank genome assembly.
AUGGAUAUUCCGGAUCGGAAACGGCGCUCUUUGAAACCUGUCGCUUUUGCAGCCGUUGCCUUUUCCACGAUAUCGGUGAUGUGUUGUGUGAUCACAUUACCAAUUAUUUACAGUCAUGUGCAAAAUGUUCAAUCAUUCAUGCAAAAUGAAGUUGAUUACUGUAAGACUCGUUCACGAGAUAUGUGGAAAGAAAUGGUACAAUUGCAAACGAUUACAUCUUCCAUAGCUGUCACUACAACGCCUCGUAAAAAACGUCAGUAUGGUGCAAAAAAUGUUCGUGUGGAAGAGGAAGUAAACACAGCAACUAGCGGAAGUUGCUGUACGUGUCAGGUUGGACCACCUGGACCACCCGGUCCACCCGGACGUGAUGGACGACCUGGAGCACCAGGACGACCAGGUAAUCCAGGACCGCCAGGACGUGAUGGUAGUUUGCUUCCUGGACCACCUCCAAAGCCACCAUGCCAGAAAUGUCCACCUGGACCGCCUGGGCCAUCUGGACCACCUGGACCGAAGGGUUUACCUGGACCUCAAGGAGAUGCUGGCAUCCCAGGACUUGAUGGUGCUCCUGGUUUGCCAGGACAGCCAGGACCUCAAGGACCGCAAGGACCACCAGGAUUGCCUGGUGAAAAAGGACCUCCAGGAGAACCAGGAAAGAUUGUAAAUGGUGCGCCGCCUGGACCACCAGGACCUCCUGGACCUCCUGGACCUCAAGGACCUCCUGGACCUCCCGGACGAGAUGGCCAGCCGGGUAAAGCAGGUCCACCAGGACCACCAGGUGAUCCAGGAGAGAAAGGUGUAGAUGGUUUACCAGGACCACAUGGACCACCAGGACCUAGAGGACCACCAGGACAACCCGGUUCAUGUGAUCAUUGUCCUCCGCCAAGGACCGGUUCUGGCUCUCUACUUAGAUAG